This is a messenger RNA of Peromyscus californicus insignis, 3906 nucleotides long. RefSeq names its product bone morphogenetic protein 3 (gene Bmp3). Bases 723 to 2129 code for a protein of 468 amino acids. Gene Ontology annotation, cellular component: extracellular region. Gene Ontology annotation, biological process: BMP signaling pathway; osteoblast differentiation; SMAD protein signal transduction. Gene Ontology annotation, molecular function: cytokine activity; growth factor activity. The record is from RefSeq and is a predicted model, not a curated record. NCBI's taxonomy places the organism in Eukaryota, Metazoa, Chordata, Mammalia, Rodentia, Cricetidae. The transcript is spliced from 3 exons.
UCCCGUUUCUCCCCAGCCUUCUGGUUCUAGUUCGCUGGUUACUUCCCUCCCGGCUUCUCUUCUGGAGAUAGUCUUGUCCCAGCUGCCUUAGGAGGGCGAGCUAGCGGCUAGAGAGAGAAAUUGGCCACAGGCGGACUGGACAGAUCCGAUCAGGGCAAGAAGGAACAAAACCAGUCUGUCUCUGUAUCUCUGUGUGUCUCUGUGUCUCUGUCUCUAUCACACACACAUACACACACACACACACACACACACACACACACACACACACACACACACACACACACACACACACACUCACACACACUCACACACACACAUACACACACCACGUCCUCUGAGAACUCAGCUGGCUGCGACCGACCGCGCACACCCCGCCCCGGCGCGCGUCCCAGGCCGGUGGAGCGCAGAUCCAGAUCCCCAGCGCGGCCACUUGGCCGGGUGUUCCCGAGCCUCAGGUGGCGCGGGAGGGAGAGCCCGCGCGUGACAACCCGGCUGCGCACGCCGAGACCUUCAGCCCUUCGGUCGGCGAGGCGAGCGGAGCGGGCGCGGCUGCCACCCAGAGCCCACCUGCCGGCCCUCGCGGUCCCCGCUCCAGCUGUGCCGGGCUCUGGGCGCCUACUCGGCAGCUGGAGCGCCACCCGGGCUCUGCCGCCGUCCCCUGCGCCUCCCGAGUGCCCCAGGCGACCCGAAGAAGCGUGGCGGCGGGACAGCGGGAGCUCGCAAUGGCCAGGGCGCGAGGGUGGCUGUGUCUGUGGCUGGGCUGCUUCUGCCUGGACCUGGCGCUGGGACAGAGACCGAGCCUGCAUCUCCCUGAGCUCAGCCGGGCUGGGACAGGCGACCGCACGACAGGUGGUGACCCGAGCCCGGACCUGCGGCCGCACGACAAGGUGUCGGAGCAUAUGCUGUGGCUCUACGACAGGUACAGCGGCGGCAGCAGAGUCCAGGACACCCGGACGCCCGGCUCGCAGCCCCUGGGUCCCCAGCCUCUGCGCGGUGGCAACACGGUCCGCAGCUUCCGAGCCGUAGGCGCAGGAACUCUUCAAAGAAAGGGGCUGCACACUUUUAAUCUGACCUCUCUCACCAAGUCUGAAAACAUUUUGUCAGCCACACUGUAUUUCUGUAUUGGAGAAUUAGUGAACAUCAGCUUGAGCUGUCCGGUAUCCCAAGGAUGCUCCCAUCAUGCUCAGAGACAACACAUCCAGAUAGAUCUCUCUGCAUGGAUCCUCAAAUCCAACCAAAGUCAGCUCCUGGGUCACCUGUCAGUAGAUGUGGUCAAACCUUAUCGAGACAGCAUGUCUUGGCUGUCAAAAGACAUCACUCAGCUCUUGAGGAAGGCCAAGCAAAAUGAAGGGUUCCUCAUAGGAUUUAACAUUACUUCUAAAGCGCAUGAGCUGCCCAAGAGGAUGCUGCUUUUCCCGGAGCCUUACAUCUUGGUAUAUGCCAAUGAUGCCGCCAUUUCUGAGCCAGAAAGUGUGGUGUCUAGCUUACAGAGACACAGAGAUUUCCCCGAAGGAACUGUGCCCAAACUGGAUAGCCACAUAAGAGCUGCUCUCUCCGUUGAAAGGCGGAAGAAACGUUCGACUGGAAUCUUGUUGCCUCUGCAGAACAAUGAGCUACCAGGAGCAGAGUAUCAAUACAAGGAGGAUGGCGUGUGGGAGCAGAGACGGCCUUACAAAACCCUUCAGACUCAGCCCCCUGAAAAGAGCAGGAACAAAAAGAAGCAGAGGAAAGGACCUCAUCAGAAGGGCCAGACGCUGCAGUUUGAUGAACAGACCCUGAAGAAGGCAAGACGAAAGCAAUGGAUCGAACCUCGAAAUUGUGCCAGGAGGUACCUUAAAGUGGACUUUGCUGAUAUUGGCUGGAGUGAAUGGAUUAUCUCCCCCAAGUCAUUUGAUGCUUAUUACUGCUCUGGAGCCUGCCAGUUUCCCAUGCCAAAGUCUUUGAAGCCGUCCAAUCAUGCGACCAUUCAAAGUAUAGUGAGAGCAGUGGGGGUCGUCUCCGGAAUUCCUGAACCUUGCUGUGUGCCAGAAAAGAUGUCCUCACUCAGCAUCUUAUUCUUUGAUGAAAACAAGAAUGUAGUGCUUAAAGUCUACCCUAACAUGACAGUAGAUUCCUGUGCUUGCAGAUAACCCGUCAGAGAAUGAAUUCAAGUGCUCGAUUCAAUCAGUAACUGGGUUUGAUGGACUAUUUCUUUCUUCCUUUCUUUCUUUUUUAUUUUUGCACUGCCAAUGCAUUUUGUCCCAAAAGAGAAUGAACAAAUAGAUUGAAGAUUUCCACCAAGCAAAAUUGAACUGUAUUUUCUUCUGAAUGUAACUAAAAGUAUGAUUUUAGUAAAUGUGGACGUCUAUUUCUUUUUUUUUAAUCACGUAAGAAAAACCAUUACUCAAACUGUUUUUAGGAGUGUUAAAGAACACACUGACUUAUUUUUGUAUUGGGCUUUAAAACUAGGUGGGAAAUAACAGCAAUAACUUAACCAUUUGUCUCUAUUCAUCUGAGGACUAAAGGGACAUAGAUAGGAAUCUUGUGGAUUUUACUAGGUUUCUUGCCUUAGAUUUGUGAGCAACCCAGCCUGCUAAGCACCCAGCUGACUUUGAUGUCCAUCUAAAGAGUUUCUGAGAUUAGUUUGCCCUUGAUUUUUCUCCACAAUCAUGAUGUGAGUUGAGUUAGUGUUGUGCUGAGUGCUAGUGUGUGUACACGUGUGCCAGGUGCCUGUACAUUUGUUAAAAAAAAUUUUUCUUAAUGUGGUUCUAUAGUUCCAUCUUCAUGGGACUCCUUUUUUUUUCAAUACCAUAUUCUGAUGUGCACCAUCCACUGAUGAUUGUAUGAUCAUAUGUCAAGAGCUAUGCUUGACGCAGCCAUCUGAUUGGAUGUGUUCAUUUCAUUGAAUGCCAGAAGAGAAACAGGAACGCCGUUUUUGAAAACCCAGAUGUAGCUCUCCUGUAUCUCCCUUUUUUCAUCUGCUCUAAGCUAAUUUGAGAAAUCCUUCCUGAAGUCAUAAGCUUUCUAGUUCUCUUGUCAUUAUACUAUUUCUACAUGUGAUGCUGUCCAUAGACGUUGAGGCUUAAAAUCUGUUAGUGAUGAACAAGUAAAUGACUAUCUUGUAGUAAAUAUCUGAUCCCACACUUGUUUAUAGGCUCUUCACCACAGAGAUCAAGAUAUUGGCCUCCAUCAUGAAACCUAUACUCAAUCAAAGCUUGCUAAAAAUUACCCACUAAGAAAGGGAGCCAAUACAGACACAGUUUAUUUCCAUUUCCAAUAGUCAUAAGUACCUCCUUCUAGAUUUUUUGCCCUUAAAAAUUGUUUUAUAAUUUUUCACUCCACAAAGUGGUAAGGUAUCUCAGUAGGUAAAAGUACUUAUUACCCAAGCCAUUCCUGGGACUAACAUGGCGGAAGGAGAUAGCCAACGCUUACAACUUAUCCUCUGACACACACACACACACACACAAAUGUAAAAAUCUAAAAGAUCUUUUGGUCAUUGUAUUUACCUGAAAGAAAGAAGUGAUUUCAGGUAAUGGAUGGUUGGUGUUGUUGUCUCUUAGAUCAGUCUUACAUGAUAAUUAGAAAUAAGAAAGCCACCUCAGAUCUCAUGUGAGAUCAGAACACAUGGGGUUUUAUCCCAUCUCUGCCUGUAGCUAUUUAUGGUAUCCAGUCGUUACUAAAUGCUGAGAGUUUGGUUUCUGAGACAAGCUAUUUUGUACAUAGUCUUCCAGGGGUGAAGACAACAGAUAUAGAAAUACUGCAAGUACUCUGUUCAUAAAACAGAGGAAGCAUCAGAUGCACUUUGGUGUGUGUAGAUGAGACCAGCUCUCUGCAGGAUUUUAUUUGAUGGCUAUUACGUAAGACAGGCAGCCAAAGUUCUUUCCAGUUGGAACGGCCGCUAAUGUGGCUAUGUCUUAACUCUCAACG